Molecule: messenger RNA, 2959 nt
Organism: Acyrthosiphon pisum (pea aphid)
Lineage: Eukaryota; Metazoa; Arthropoda; Insecta; Hemiptera; Aphididae
Exons: 11
Coding region: 497-2038 (513 amino acids)
Source: RefSeq, a predicted model, not a curated record
ACCAGCCACCACCAGAAACGCAUCUCGUAAGACGCCCGCCGACGAAGAGGACGAUCGCACGCCACGAAACGUCCAGUCCACCGGCGCCAUCGAAACCUCACCGACGUCUCUGUCCGUCCAGAAGGGAGUCGUUGUCGCACCACCCGAGUCCCGAGCGAGCUAACGUCCGCAGCAGUCGACACGGUUUCGGUCAGACGCGAAAAACCUAACCAUAUACGGUCCGACCUGUUGAUCAGCCGCACCGCGUAUUUCGUACCCUCGACCCCAAUCGCCGAACAGGGAUAGCCCUUUGCAACGUCUACGCGUGUACUCUGUGCCACGACGAAUAAUAUUAUAUUAUAUUAUACACUUGCGAAUCAGAGGCUGACCCGCAAACGGAACUUGUCAUCGCAACCAGGUCGUCCUUCUGCUUAGGGUCGUCGACGAUCCUGCAGUAGUAGCAGCAGCAGCAGCAUCUCCGGUCGUAACCACAAAAACGCGGCCCGACAGCCAUACGAUGAUAUUUUCGAAAUGCCAGUACGCGGCGUUCACGUUAUUACUGAUUCAGAUGAGGGUGCUGUGCCAGGAGUCGAUCACCACGGAAGGAGGCGUGGUGGUGGGCAGCGGCGCCGGGCCGACGGAGCUCUAUCCGAGCGGCGACGAAAGUGCUGACGACGUGGGCAGGGAGAAUGUGUUCGUACUCAACGAUACCAGGGAAGCUCUGUCUCACGACGGCAGCGAACACAAUUCCGUGUUGUUCGUCGGAGACAGUUACGUGCCAGUCACCACUCAGCUCCGGUCCAGACCCAUAUCGCCGGCCGACUCGACCGUGCUCGACUGGAGACUGCAAACCGUGGAGAGUUGGGACGGACGGCGGCACGGCAACAACAAGACGAGAGUGCAACACAUCGAAGCCGAGUGCCAAGACGAUUACAUGAAAAUCCGUAUCGGUUUCAACGGCUCAUUUGGCGGUCUUCUGUACUCGUCCGGAUAUUCGUACGACCCGGAUUGCGUUUACAUCAACGGCACUGGUCGGGAUUACUACGAGUUUUACAUACAACUGAACCGUUGCGGUACCUUGGGAAAGAACUCCAGACAAGAGGACGCCAGGAAGAACCCAGCGAAAAAUCUCAUGUGGAACACCGUAACCGUACAAUACAACCCAUUGAUCGAAGAGGAAUGGGACGAACACUUCAAGGUGACCUGUGAAUACGGCUACGACUUUUGGAAGACUGUGACAUUUCCGUUUUUAGACGUUGAAGUGGCCACUGGCAAUCCGGUCGUCUUUACACUGUCACCGCCCGAGUGUUACAUGGAAAUACGGUAUGGAUACGGCACCACCGGAAACAGGGUGGGCGGACCCGUACGCGUGGGAGACCCGCUGACUUUGAUCAUCUACAUGAGAAGCAAAUAUGAUGGUUUCGAUAUUGUGGUGAACGAUUGUUACGCGCACAACGGAGCGCAGAAGAAGAUUCAACUCAUCGAUCAAUACGGAUGCCCCGUCGACGACAAACUGAUCAGCAGAUUUAGAGGAUCGUGGAGCGAAAGCCAAGUGUUUGAGACCCAAGUAUUCGCCUACAUGAAAACGUUCAGGUUCACAGGGUCACCGGCGCUUUACAUUGAAUGCGACGUCAGAAUGUGUCACGGCAGAUGUCCGAGUCAACCGUGUCACUGGAGGAAUGCCAAGAGCGUAUCGAAACGGUCUACCGACGUGGAGGUGGCUACAACUCCAGCGGCCCUUUCGCAAAACAUCAACUUGUUCCAGUCGUUGAGAGUGCUCCAGGAGGGCGAGAACGGCGAAGACGCAAGUGCACUUAGUAACAGGACCACCGGAUACUACACGGACAACAGCCAAAAUUCAGUGUGCGUCCGGUCAGGUUUGCUGGCCGGUCUGUUGGCGCUCGCCUCCACUGUGCUAUGCUUCUUGAGCUUGGCGCUGACCGUCAUGUGUUACCGGUCCAAGCGACUGGUCAAAGGGUGCGCCGACGAUCCUGCGCAUCACGUGAUCGCUGCCGCUCCGGCGAGAUGUUUCCUCACGCACAAGGGCAGAUUAAACUGACGGGGGUCGACGUAGGUCGGCUGAUCACCGGGGAAGGGGGGGUACGGCAAUAGCAGCCUGUAUUUUUACAAAAUAUCGUCAGGUACAAAACACUUAACAUAAUAUUAUUAUCAUAUCAUACUAUCGUGUAUACAAUACAACACUCUCGUCACCAUUCGCAUCGAACAUAAUAUAAUAUUUUCUAUAUAUAUAUUUAUAUGUAUUUUUUUUUAUUACGUAAUCUUAAUUAUUACUACUACUAUUAUUAUUAUUAUUAUUGUUGUUGUCAUUUUUUUAUUGAGUUCGGUCGGAAUAUUAGACGCCGUAGAAACACUGUACCACCUUAGCUUUAACGGUAUUGCGGUGCAGACAUUUGAAGUGGAUUAUCCGUGACCAGAUCGCGUACAGACAGAACGAUUCGCAUUUAUUUUAUAUAAGUAUAUUAUCUUAAUAUUAUGUUACGCAUACGUGACGGUCGGAAGGCCUUUUCCCGAGUCACCAAUCUAUUUUCCAGGGGACGACUGCAGGGACUUUCGGCAUUCAAGAUGACCCUCGUCGUUACGUCUGUCAUCUCUAUAAUAAUAUAACAUCUAAACUACGUUUACCCACUACCAAGUAUUGACCCGUCGUCAUUCGUCUGCUGUUGUUCGAUUGAACAUCUCUCGUCCUGUCUGUGUGCGACGUCGGUCUGAAACACGUGAUGAUGAUGAUGAUGAUGAUAAUAAUAAUAAUAAUACUAAUAAUAAUAAUGAUAGUAUAUUGUCCUUCCGAUCAUGUCUCACGCUGCAAGACAUAUAAUAUUAUACUUUAAGUCAGGUCUAAUGCACUAUUUAUACGAAAUCAACGACAUCUUUAUGUAAUUUUUUAAUCUUUUUCAAUUAUUAUUAUUAAGAAGAAGAAGAGAAUAUACAAAAAUGGGCCAUACUAAGUAAAAAAAAAAAA